AUGAGUGGCAACGACGAUGCCAGAGCCAAUCCAUCGCUGAACAAGCGACAGCGGCUGUUAAACAUCAUGCGGACCACUCGCGACGUCUAUGUGCCGACUUUCACCACGACGAUGUCGCAACUAAAGUCGGACGCCAGCAGCACCAUCAAGAGCUAUUAUGACGCUUCUGGCGCCCCUGGUACCUCUUCAGGUGCUCCCCUGUGGCCUGCGGAUAUGAAAACUUUAGUCUACCCGUCGUACACUCGCUUGGAGGACGGUGGACGCUUCGAAACGCAUAUUAGGGGUCUGGUCUUCACGCCGGGGACCAUGAACCGGAAGUCCAGGCUGAUUUUGUCGCUAUGUCGACAGCUUAUUCGGCCCAGCUCUCCCACCGAAAAAACAGCUAUUGAUGAGCAGUCGGAAACGCGAUCAACUGAUUCGCAAUCCACCUUUGAUUCAGCCUCGAAUCAUUCCUCACUUGCCCUGGACUCCAGUGAAGAAAAUACCCUCCGGUCCAGGAUAGCAGGAUUUCUACAAAAACAUAUUAUGGGAGUCAACCUUGCUAUUAACAUAUCCGACGGUUAUGCUCAAGAGGAAUGCACAUACGUUGCUACCGACAGUUGGGGAAACUACAACGUUAAAGUAGUGACGCAGUUCAAGCCAGAGAACAUCGAUGUAAAAAUUGAUGUUCCUGAUGGAAUGCUAGUGAACUGCCCUAUCAAUAUCGUUGAAAACAGCGGUUUUGCAUUGAUAAGUGACGUGGAUGAUACUAUCAAACAUACGGGCGUGACAGGAGACAAGAGAUCUCUUUUCACCAACGUCUUUGUGCAUGAGUUAAAAACAUGGUCCAUUCCAGGGAUGCCUAUUUGGUACAAUACCUUAAAAGAUGCUGAAAAGGUUGACUUCUUCUACGUUUCGAACUCUCCCUUCCAGAUUUACCCACUUCUCGACGAUUAUAUUUCUCAGAACUUUCCACCAGGCCCUCUCUUUCUUAAACAAUAUUCGGGCAACUUGAUGUCUAGCUUGAUGUCAUCCAGCGCUAAACGGAAAUUGGGAUCAAUACUAAGUAUUCUCAAAGACUUCCCCCAAAAAAGAUUUAUACUAGUGGGCGAUUCUGGCGAAAGAGAUUUAGAAGCGUACACAGAGGCUGUUAAACAAUUUCCUACUCAAAUUGCUGCUAUUUACAUUCGUUGCUGUAAGCAAUCGAUGAGCGAUGUUGUUAUAAAUGACCUCAAAGUUGUCCAAGAGUUAAAUUACAUGAUCGAAACGAAAUACUACAAGGAAAUAAAAUCAGAUUCAGUUGGUCUUCAUCCCAACUUAGUGCGAAGACAAGAGUCUUCUGAUCACAAUAACAUUCCGGACUUGAUUCAGUUCGAUGAAAAUAGUAAAGGAGCUCCUAUUAAGCCGCAAAAGAAGCCGACAUUGAGUAAAUCACAGCAAGUUGACAUAGAUCGAUCCAGACGAAAUGCUCCCUCGUUACCUCCAAGGAAGCAUGCUACGUUUCCUGUGCGGGAUAAGGAUUCGCUUACAUUCAACCGCAGUGCGACAGACGACAUAAUUUAUUGUACUCCAUCAUCGCAAAAUGAUUAUGGAACGUACUCUACAUUUUUCGACUCCAGGGCAGAUUCUUGGCGUCAAAGAGUGAUGCAUACAAUUUUGGAGCUCAAGAGUAGUGGAGCUAACGUAAGACUUCAAUUUUUUACUCAACCGGAACUGUGUUUAGAAGACAGCAUAGAGAUUAUUCGGAGGGAGAAGGAGAAAAGUUUACAGCAAAAACCUUUCAUUGGUAAUAGUUAA
Molecule: messenger RNA, 1776 nt
Organism: Lachancea nothofagi CBS 11611
Lineage: Eukaryota; Fungi; Ascomycota; Saccharomycetes; Saccharomycetales; Saccharomycetaceae
Source: the annotation of a GenBank genome assembly